Molecule: messenger RNA, 651 nt
Organism: Penicillium cataractarum
Lineage: Eukaryota; Fungi; Ascomycota; Eurotiomycetes; Eurotiales; Aspergillaceae
Product: Bromodomain associated domain protein
Exons: 1
Coding region: 1-651 (216 amino acids)
Molecular function (GO): protein heterodimerization activity
Source: RefSeq, a predicted model, not a curated record
AUGUCCGGUCACAACCUUCACAAUGCACUCCUGCGGCCCCCCAUUAUCCAGAUUCUCCGAGCUCAAGGAUUUCAUUCAACGCGUCCAUCGGUCCUAGAGUCACUAUCCGAACUGACUGGACGAUAUCUCAUGAUCCUGGCCUCCGCAACAGCCGCGCACGCCGCCAACGCCCAUCCCGAGGACCCAUCCCCAGUCCUCGAAGACGUCUACCAAGCUCUCCAAGAUGCCGGUGCGCUACGACCUCAACUAAAGGAAUGGGAGGAAGACUGGGCAGGUGAAGAAGAUCUGCGCGGUCUCGAGUCACUGAUAGGAUGGAUAACGGGGCCUGCGCAUCGUGAGAUUCGGCGCAUUGCAGGGUUUGUCCCGAGUGAAGGCGAUAUGGUGGACCCGGACGCAAUUGAGAAAGAGGACUUCCUGACAGCGUUAAAGAAAAAGCACAGUAAGACUGGCGAAGAAUCUCGAUACGCGGGGACAGUCCUGGGCAAGAGUGCGGAAGAGCACCCGGUUAUUCUUGAAGGUGGUGCGCCGAGUAUUCGAGAAUGGGGUGCGCAAGUACGAUCUCGGGCACCCAUGAGUCCUGGUGCCAGUGAUACUUCGGGUGUUAGUAGCGCCCCGAGUCAUCUGUCGGAGGAAGAUCGUAUGGAAGUGUGA